ACUUCACUGGAACGUUGUGUCGGCUCGUUGCUAGGAGACGGCUGUAGCACUUGUUGCUAUAGGAAACCAGCUGAUCCAGAGGAACCAACAGGCACCAACUAUCUGAAUAUAUCUAUAAAUAUCCAUAUAUAUCUAUAUAUAUCUAUAUAUCCUACUAUUCAGCAGUAGGAUGUCUGCACUUCCUAUGAAGCCUGCUCUGCGCCACAGUGUGUCAGAGUGGGAAAGCAACAACCAGCAGCUGUCUGCCACAGCACAACAUGAGCGAUAUGUUUCUAAUGAGAUCCGGCAGGAAGGGAGGUCACUACGCAACGAGACCAACUGUAAGACAGCCUGGGAUGAAAGCGAUACCUCUCGCAGGUUGGGUGACCGUGCGUGGGAUGUUGCCCGGUGGAAAGAGGCGUUAGAACAAUGUGCACAGAAAGUGGAUGAAGAGAUGGAGGCGCUGACGCUGUCCAAAGAGCAAACGGAGCAGGCCCUGGCUGCGACCGCCGUUCCCCUGGAGGUCGGCAGCGAAUGCUUGACGCUGAGGGACGGGCGGCGAGGGUACGAGCUUGCCCAUGACCCCGUGGACGGACAGCUGAAAAAAGAAGUGGAGCUGAUUGAAAGCGUGCAGCAAGUUCUGCAGCAGCACAUAGACAAGGCCUUCGAGCAGCUGUGUGUUUUGCAGGAGAUUCGGCACCAGCUCACCGCUGACCUCCAGAACAAGAUGGACGCCCUGGACAUCGAUUUGUCCUGCCUGUCACUUACUACAAAGUCACCUCUGAUCUCCCUGAAGCCCAACCCAACUCGCAUACCAUCGGGUUCCUGCACCCCCCAGGAGUGGGUCCAGUUCAGCCAGUAUAACGUGGCUCGUGCCCAGGAGGCCAUGCAGGUGUCCCAGCAAAUGAGGGAGGACAUGAGUCUCAGCAGGGCCCAGCUGCAGAACGAGUUGGACACUCAGCGCCGCGCCACAGAGUUUGCUCUCCGUAAGCGCAAUCACCAAGAACAGCAGGCCCGAGAUGAGCUGGAGUGGCAAAUAAAAAAUACUGAAGACGAAAUGGCAGAAAUGGAGAGAGACAUCUACGGGCUGGACGCAGAUCUGCAGGCAAAGACGGCCUUCCUGAAACUGGCUCACACCCGACUGGAGAACAGGACCUGGAGACCUGGCAUGGACCUGUGCAGAGACGAGGUGCAGCACGGCCUCGUCGCUGAAGUCCAUCAGCUAGAGGCCACGAUGACGGCUCUGACACAGAAGCUUUCUGACGCUCAGCACUCUCUGCAGAAGAUGAAGCUCCAUCAUUGCCGCAUGUUGCAGGAUCUUUCCAGGAAACAGGAAGCCCUGUCUCUGGAACAACGCAGCAUGAACACCCGCACCCGCCUCACAUCGCCCUCCUGCACCGACAAAACCCCGGUGCUGCUGGUCCCACUCACUAACUCCAGUGGCAGGAGCAACCUGCUGCUGGCUCAGUAAGAUCAGAUGGUAUCCAAGGGACUCAACACGUACAUCAGGCUGAUUCAUUCAUUUUUAGCUUUGACUUCAUAUUUUUAAUCCUGCAGCCAAGAAAGUCUUAAAUGAGUAAAUCAUCCCCAUUACUGCUGAAGAACAAAACACUUUUCUGAAUUUUAUUUAUUCCAACAACGAACAUAUUCCCAUGACCUGUCUAGACCUUUGUGUGGUUAAUUUGCUUUAAGUUGUGUUGUGUUAAAUGAUCAGUUAUGUACUUUAUCUGAGUCUAUUUAAGUUAUACAAAAAAACCUGAGGAUUAUAUGCUUGUUUCCUCCCUUCCUCCCUCCUCCAAACAAAACACCACCAUGAUGGUCGUAACAAAAAUAUUUUAUAGAGCAAAAAGUGAUAAAAUUGAUUAAAAUAUUGACUCACCCCA
Messenger RNA from Sebastes umbrosus (honeycomb rockfish), 1862 nucleotides. RefSeq names its product tektin 2 (testicular) (gene tekt2). The record is from RefSeq and is a predicted model, not a curated record. Gene Ontology annotation, cellular component: microtubule cytoskeleton; nucleus. The coding region runs from base 170 to 1450 and encodes 426 amino acids. The transcript has 10 exons. Gene Ontology annotation, biological process: cilium assembly; cilium movement involved in cell motility. NCBI's taxonomy places the organism in Eukaryota, Metazoa, Chordata, Actinopteri, Perciformes, Sebastidae.